AUGAACCACACAGGAACUGUCCGGACUAGGAAGUUCAGGACCAACCGACUGCUUCAGUGGAAACAAACGGUCAUUGAUGUUCUUCACCCUCGAAAGGCAACAGUACCUAAAACAGAAAUUCGGGAAAAACUGGCCAAAAUGUACAAGACCACACCAGAUGUCAUCUUUGUGUUUGGAUUCAGAACCCAUUUUGGUGUCGGCAAGACAACUGGCUUCGGCAUGAUUUACGACUCCUUGAAUUACACGAAGAAGAAUGAGCCCAAACAUGGGCUUGCAAGACAUGGCCUGUAUGAGAAGAAAAAGACCAUAAGAAAACAGCAAAAGGAACGCAAGAACAGAAUGAAGAAAGUCAGGGGGACUGCAGAGGGCAAUGUUGGUGCUGGCAAAAAGGAGCAGUAAAGAUUCUGCAGUGACUGUAUCUGUGGUGCUUGUGCAGAUUUUUCAUGAAAGAAUAAACUAAGACCUUUUACAAAAAAAAAAAAAGAGUCCCCAAGGUCAUCUAGAGAUUAUAAAAAAUGAGACCAAUGUUCAGGAAAUAGAGGCUGACUCAGCCUUCCUAGAACUCAGGAAUGAUGUGGCAAAAAGGGAAUGGGUUUUAGAAUCAUGUAUACUUACCCAAACUCUUAUCUUUCCCAUUACUGACUAAAAUUCAAGUUCUGAGCCUUAAUUUUUCUCACUUGAAAAACAGGGAAAGUAACAAUGAUUUUCUGAUGUGGAAUCAACUGUGGUAUUAUACAGAAAACAUCUAGCAGAGUGCUCAGCACAUAACUGGUACACAAUAAAUGUUUACCAAGUAAUAUGCCCCUGUGCCCUUCUCCUGUAGCGAAAACAGAGCAAAGUCUGGCUGGGAGAGACAAGAGAAUUCUUUUCUUAACAUAGCCAUCAUGAGGCCUGUGUUGUAGAUGGCCCCUGGCUGGCAGAUGAGAACUCUCAGUUCUGGUUCAAGCUGCAACUACUAGAUGGCGACUUGGGGCCAGUUGUUUCAUCUCUUCGGAAUUUAGUUCAAUCAUCUUUACAAUGAGCUAACUAGACCACCAGUGCUAAGAUACAGUCCUGAGAUGCUGUUUCUGAAAAACAGUCAGGGACUCUACCCUAAAUAGCCCCCGUGGCAUGCAUCACAGGGACGUGUUGCAAGGACAGAGGGUGGGGUGGUGAGAGGAAGACAUCCUCCAAAUUCUUAGGCCUGGCUGGCUUCAUGGCUGUGUGACCUGUGCAGGCCCAGGAAGGCUGGGUGCUUCACUGAAUGCUCUGCUGCGAGAGUCUCAAGAUUCUCAAUAAAGUUUGAACAACGAGAUCUGCAUUUUCAUUUUAUAGUGAGACCUGCAAAUUAUGUGGUCAGUCCUGUCGCUAGGAGAUGAGUACAAAUAAGUAAGAUAUUUUUCUGUCAUUAAUUAGAGACUGGCAGCAAGACACCCCUGGUGGGUGAGAUAGUUGUCUGGGGCAGAACAGAAGUGGGAGGGGGUUUUGAGGGGGUCAACAGGGAAGGGUGAUGAUGGAUGAACUCUUCCAAGUACAGCUGACCCCUGAACAACAGCAGGGGUCAGAGGUGCCACCCACCUCCUAGUUGAAAAUCCAAGUAUUACUUUACAGUCGGCCCUGCAUAUGUACUGCUCCACGAACUCAACCAACCGAUCAUACAUAGUAUGUAUUUAUUGAAAAAGAAUUCCACGUGUAAGUAAAUCCACGUAGGUCAAACCUGCGUUGCUCAAGGGUAAACUGUACUCUGAACUGUUUCUUUACCUUCUGCUCCUUGCUUCCUCUAAACUACAGCACAAGACUGCCCUCUGGUGGCCAAUGACACGAAUUCUUUCAAAGAUUUCCAAUAUAAGGUCUUCACAUUUCAGCACCUACAGGGUGUUCCAGAAAAAUCUGACAUGCUAUACUGUGUAGUUUGUAAUAAUUAUUAAGCGCUUUCCUCAGUUUCAACUUCCAAAAUAAUCACAAGUAAUAUGAAGACCCCUUUUCUGUUUUCCUGAACAAUUCCCUAAGGCUGCUUUCAUCUGCUCAACAAGAAAUGAUUUUCAAAAUUUUUAAAAAGUACUAGUAGCAAGUAUUCAAUGAUGAACAGCACUGGUCAUUAACAAUGCCAUCAAACUGAUUCAAAUUCUCAGGUUACUUCUGGGUCUGAAUCAGAAUACCCAGAAUAUCAUCAUCUUCAAAACUGGAUGGUCAUUUAGGGGUAGGGUUACGCUUUCAUUCAGUCUGUGCUAAUACACAGGGUGAUAUUCAGACCCAAUGACCCACGUUCAGGCUACUGGCUGGAACAGGCAUUACUGAACAAUUAACUGGAAAAGAAGAGUAAGCAACGCAGUGAUAGAAGAUGAAGAAAGUGAGGAUCCUUGGAGCAAAUCAAUAGUCACAGUGUUCCAGGGGGCGUCUCUCACCCAUAAGCAUCCCCACUGAGAAUCCCACCAGAUGAAAGGGUUCCCGAAGUCCUCCCUUCCAGAUUACCAGGAAGAAAAGAGGGAACUCAAAUAUU
Messenger RNA from Dama dama (fallow deer), 2479 nucleotides. RefSeq names its product small ribosomal subunit protein eS24-like. The transcript has a single exon. Gene Ontology annotation, biological process: translation. NCBI's taxonomy places the organism in Eukaryota, Metazoa, Chordata, Mammalia, Artiodactyla, Cervidae. Bases 1 to 399 code for a protein of 132 amino acids. Gene Ontology annotation, cellular component: ribosome. Gene Ontology annotation, molecular function: structural constituent of ribosome. The record is from RefSeq and is a predicted model, not a curated record.